AUGUUGGGGAAAGCGGAGACCCUGGCGCCGCCGGCCGAGGACGAGCUGCUGCUGCUGGGCCUGGUGUCACCCGCCCCUUCGCCCUCGCUGCCGUCCAGCGCCGAGGAGGAGGAGGAGGAGGAAGAGGAGGAGGAAGAGGAGGAGGAGCUGCGGGCCGUCCCGCCGGUGCGGGCGGUGGAGGCGGCGGGCGGGCGGGGGCUGCGGCGAGCGGAGGGCAAGCGGCGGGCGGGCCGGUGCCGAGGAGCCCCCCGGACGGCGGAGACGGCUCAGCGGAUCAAGAGGAGCCGGCGGCUGAAAGCCAACAACCGGGAGCGGAACCGCAUGCACAACCUGAACGCGGCGCUGGACGCCCUCCGCGACGUGCUGCCCACCUUCCCCGAGGACGCCAAGCUCACCAAGAUCGAGACCCUCCGCUUCGCUCACAAUUACAUCUGGGCUCUCACCGAGACCUUGAGGCUGGCCGGGACGGGAAGGCUCGGCCCCGAAGCUGGGGGAGGAUCCGGGGGGGUCCCUCCCGUCGAGGGCAGCCCCUCGCCCGCCUCCUCCUGGAGCGGCGGCUCCGCCAGCCCCGCCGGGUCCGCCUCCCCCUACGCCUGCACUUUAUCCCCCGCCAGCCCCGCCGGGUCCGCCUCGGAACCCGAGCACUGGCCGGGACGCUUCGUCCCGCCGAACCCCCAGCCCCGCCGCUGCCUUUAG
Molecule: messenger RNA, 696 nt
Organism: Apus apus (common swift)
Lineage: Eukaryota; Metazoa; Chordata; Aves; Apodiformes; Apodidae
Gene: NEUROG2
Product: neurogenin 2
Exons: 1
Coding region: 1-696 (231 amino acids)
Molecular function (GO): protein dimerization activity
Source: RefSeq, a predicted model, not a curated record